CGGAUGUUCCACAAUCAAGUGCCAAAACCGGCACUUGAUUCAAACAUGACCACCGACGAUGGACCGGCAGUGGCGAGCGUCGCGUUCAUCAAGCGCCUGUGUGAGUGCAAGUGCCCGCUCUUCACCAAGAAGUACCUGAGGCCCCACCGUACGAAUGGCUCCAAGGUCCUCCGGUGCUUCCCGCACUGCUGUCCACAACACACCGAGUCGCCGUUUUGCGUGUCGUCGCUUGGCGUGCGUGUGGCGGGGUCGGUCGAUUUCCUGCAGCACUGCAUCGUCCUGUUGCAUUUUGAAGCGUCGUACGAACGUCCGAUUGUGUGCGGCGAUCUCAUGGACGAACACGCGAUCGAGAUCGCCUUGCGCACAGAAACCAAUCCCCGUGGCGAGUGGAUCCCGACUCAAGUGGUCGCGGUUGAGGACGAUCACGUCGUGUACGAGUACAAUGCCGAGGCCGAAAGCGGGUGGAACUACAGGUGGCUUGGCGGGUCCUCGACGCAACAGCGGCGCUGCUGGCACUGCAUCAAGGUGACGGUCGUUCGAGACACCCUGGCUUCUUACCUUGGACCUGUCGUGCAGGCGUACGUGCUGACUCGCGUACAGCGCGCGACCGGUCCGUCCCACCUCCGAGUCAUUGCAAUCGUCCAGUCGCCUCCGUUUGUCGUCAUGUCGUACCGUCGGGCAUGCAAGUCGUGCCAGAAAAAGUCGACGGCGGACCCGGUCUUGUCUGCAACGAGUCGGGAAGCGUGCGAAUGUGAAGGCAUGUAUCGGCUCAGCGACAGCCACUUGGACGAAAUCAUUUCGACGGGGGCGACACGGAUGACGAUAUUGCCCGACUUGGAUGCUGCCUCGCCGAGGGUGGCCACCAUGGGCGAUGCGUCCGAUCCAGCCGUCAUGGAGCGCCACCUCGGGCUGCUGUACGCUGCCUUGACAAAUUGCACGAUCAACGUGACCACCGAUGCCGCGUUGAUUCAAUUCGGUCUGCAACGUUGUCGAGCUUGUGGAAUCUCGAACGCUCAGUCAUUGCCGCAGCCCCCCGACAUGAACACGAGAAUAUUGUUGGCGUUGCUGCGUGGCCGAGCUACAUCGGAGGAGUUUCUACGGCGCCAUGCACAUUCAAUCUUGGACCAGGACGAAUUGUUUCGAUUGUACGAGCAGUGGAUUGCUCAAGUAUACGCCAACGUGUGCGCCGUCGUGGCUGACACGCAGACGAGUGUUGCCGACUUCUUCGAAUCCCUCGCGGCGGCAGCAGCAGCAGCACCGACUCCAUCACACGCCUCGCCAGAGGCUGCAGCCACCAUCUCCUCCAAUGGAUUCGAAGCCUUUGUUGCACAGCUGCGAGAAGUAUACUUGGUACAUGACCGCCCGUCGGUCCACCUGUCCACCCGUAAAGCAUCAUGUUUGUUCUUGCCAUGUAGGCUCUGGAUUAUGCAGCGCCAAAGCCGCUCUCGCCUUCGGCAGAGCUCGAUGGCACGUGGCGCUUCGAUGCCUCGGCAUUUCACAUCACAUCGACAGGAUGGACGGCUAGUCUUUUAACUGUGGCACGGAGUCUGAGCAUGGGGCUCGGGCUUUCCAUCGUUCUCUCGUCAACAUCUCUCUUUGUGCGGUCCGAGCUCGCGCUGUUUUCCACGAUCUGGUCGGAAUUUAUCCUGGACAACACUGCCCGCGUGCUCCAAGUCUUUCCCAACGGCGAAUCCACCAUGUCCACAUGUGCCGAUCUGAUGUACGGAGACUAUGUGGGGUCGCGGCCACAAACAAAUCAAGUUCGGCUCGACCUGUUUUGCUGGCCGCUCGAACACACCAAGCACCGAACGUGCUAUGGAAUCCGCCUCGUGUUUCAAGCCGAGGCGUCGAGCCGAUUGCACGGCCAAGUGGAAGUCCAGGUCGCGCACAACGUCGUCGAGCAAAAUACGUGGAACAUGACAGCAGCACAAAGGAUGGAUGUGCUGCAUCGGUACGAACUCACCACGAUCGCGCGAAUUGCGGUCGGGUACACUACUGCACCGUCGGGAUAGUCUUGUCACCCAAGAUCAACAUGAUAUCUUUGACACGUUUGCGUUGGCGAGCACGGAGGCGCUCGCGUGAGAGCUGGUGGCCGCGACGAAUUUGAUCGUUCGUGCAAGCGCGUAUCGGUGCAUGCUAUGGCUCAGCCCUGUCGUGUUUCGAUGCGGUUGCAUAUUCUCGAGAAAAUAUGACGUUGACAUG
Molecule: messenger RNA, 2202 nt
Organism: Aphanomyces invadans
Lineage: Eukaryota; Oomycota; Saprolegniomycetes; Saprolegniales; Verrucalvaceae
Exons: 5
Coding region: 4-1533 (509 amino acids)
Source: RefSeq, a predicted model, not a curated record